Molecule: messenger RNA, 3165 nt
Organism: Hyposmocoma kahamanoa
Lineage: Eukaryota; Metazoa; Arthropoda; Insecta; Lepidoptera; Cosmopterigidae
Product: protein ABHD18
Exons: 11
Coding region: 16-1854 (612 amino acids)
Source: RefSeq, a predicted model, not a curated record
GCCCAUUUUACGAAAAUGUCCGCCAGUCGACUCGACGCUGUGUACCGGAGUAUUCUUUUGACCAAGUUUUUUACUAAAGGAUGGGGUAAACCGGAAAAUUUGAAAAGGUUAUUUGAGUUCCGUAAGGUGGUAUCGAACCGCGAUGAAUGCUACAAACUUAUUGAAAGAGACUACCCGGUCACUAUCACAAAAGAACAAAACCUGUCAGACUGCAAGCUCCUAGAAGGAUACUUCACAACACCUCUGGAGCGAUAUCUCCCUGGUAUUGUUCCGGAAAUUGCGCAGAAGGCGCACUUCCAAACUCUGAUGCCUUUACACUGGCCUGAGAACUGCAAACCCAUGUGCUUGCAUUUAGCUGGCACAGGAGAUCAUUUCUUUUGGCGACGGCGGAAUCUUAUGGUGAAGCCGCUGCUGAAGGAAGCGCGAAUCGGCGGCAUCAUCCUGGAGAACCCCUUCUACGGACUACGGAAACCUACAGAUCAGGUUCGUUCUUCUCUCCACAACGUGUCGGACAUAUUCGUGAUGGGCGGGUGCUUGAUCCUGGAGUCGCUUGUGCUGUUCCACUGGUGCGAACGCAACGGCCUCGGCCCAUUAGGCGUCACCGGCCUCUCCAUGGGUGGACAUAUGGCGUCACUCGCAGCCACAAACUGGCCGAAGCCGCUUGUUCUGGUCCCUUGCCUGUCUUGGUCGACUGCUUCCGCUGUAUUCUUGCAGGGAGUUAUGUCCCAAUCGAUUAACUGGGAUCUCUUAGAAGACCAGUAUCUCUCAGACGGCAUAUAUAGAGAGAAACUAUCAAAAAUGGUCACCAUAGUUGACGAGGCAUUCCUAGCAGGCCGGAAAUUCGCACGCACGUACUCAGAAAAAAUAUUAAACCAACUACACACAGUUGCUAGUCCAGUUACAAUUAAGAAAGAAACAAAUAUGAACAGUCCAAACAACGAAUUGAACAAACCUGCCAAAGAUACAGUCACUAGUAAAGAAAUAGAAGUCACAGAUAGUAAAAACGAAAUUAUAGACGUAAGCAAACAAGUACAAGAGUUGCAAACUCAUAAAGCUGUACAAACAGAAUCCUUCGCGCAUAUAGAACAUUUGGACGAAGAACUGAAGCUAUUGUUAGAGGAGAACAAAAUUAGUAAAUCGUUGUAUGAUAAAUUGACAUCGAACGAGAAAUUUGUACUGGAGCCGUAUGAUAUAGAUGAAAUUAACAAAUUAACCAAAUUGCAGUUAAAAGAAGUUCUUCUUAAAUGCAAAGUUGCCGACAUCAAAAGAGACAGAGAUCAACACAAUCAAAAUACUCAAUUAGACACACCAAGUGAAAUCUCGCACCCGAAAGAACCCAAGCCAGAAACCAUUAUCACAGAAGACAAAUCGCCUCCUCCACCUAAAGUUGUACAGAAAGAUAACAUUUUAGUAAUAAAACCUCCAGAUGAUCAAGUGGCAACAACAAAAAAAGAAUGGAGAUGGAACAUGACAGAUCUAAGGCCAGACUUCUGGGUGAAUAUACCGUUUCUGCGAAGCAGUGGGAAGAAGAUAGACAUAAGCAAAAUACAUUGGCGGGACAGAGAAACGCUGCAGUUCAUGAGAGGCAUAAUGGAUGAAUGCACACAUUUGAGCAACUUCUCUAUACCGUAUGAUACUUCUUUAAUUAUUGCGGUAUGUGCAAAGCAUGACGCCUAUGUUCCUCGUGACGACGUAGGUACCCUAGAAGAAAUCUGGCCCGGUGCAGAGGUGCGCUACGUGGAUGCCGGACACGUGUCAGCUUACAUAUUACACCAAUCACUAUUUAGGUCGUGCAUUAUAGAAGCAUUUGAAAGAUCAAAAAAGAAAUGGAAAGACGGUAAGCACAUCGAAUGACGGUCAUUAAAACGGAUCAACGGUUUUAAUAUAAGCAUAUCGAUGGUUCCUAUUGUCUUAGUCAAUGAAUAUGACCAAACAGCCAUAUAAUUAAACCAAUUUAAUUAAACCCGAAAAUACAAAUUACAAAACUGCGCAAUGUUAAACAAAUAUGAGUUGAUUGUAAAUGUAAGUUUGUGGGCCUGUAACUUGUCUUCAGCACCUCCUUUUUAAAGUAUAGAAAACGGGUUGAAGCUUAUAGUGAUAAUAAAUUUAAAUACGUAAAUCUGUUCGUUUAAAAAUUUUAAUGGUGUUCAUAUACAAUGCUAAUAUAACUUGACACGCAUUGUACAGUGAAGUUGGGUAAUUUUUGGGUAGUUUACUCAGGUUUGUACAGAUAUUAAAAUAAAAAUGUAUUGGUCUGAAUAGGUUUUAUUGAUUAACGAGUGCCCUUUUAUGCCGAAAUUUAGAAUAAUUUAACUAAAAAGACGAAUUAGAAAAAAAAACUGUUUGAGAAAAAUCUGCUUAGGGGGCCGUUCAAAUUUACCCUGACUGUUGUAUGUCUUUUAACCGAGUUAUUUUGGACAGUCCUUUUUCAAUGACAAUUUAAAUUAACUUGAGAAAAUUAUACUCGUAUUUUUAAUGAAAAACAUAUUAUCAUCAUCAUGAAACCAUUUGUACGUCUCACUGCUGGGUACGGGUCUCCUCUUAGGCGAGGAUUUAGGCCAUAGUUUGCCACGCUGACCCAAUGCGAGUUGGGAACAUCACACGUUUUCCGUGGGUUAUGAACUUUCUUGGACGUGCCGGUUUCAUCACUAUGUUUUCCUUUACCGAAAGACAAAGAAGAGAUGGUAGAAUUGUCACCAAUCUCAUAGAGAUGCAGUAACUUUCAAUAAUGUGACAGCUGUACGAAGUGCCUUAUGAUAUCGAUAGGCCAAAUUCUUCAUGUUUCAAAAUUUUAAAGACCUUCUUCUACUAGCGCCAUCACGUCAGAAUCAAAAAGUAACUUGUCAGCUUUUACUCAGAAUGUUAAUAAAUACUUAGAAUACCGUGAGACAGUAGCGUGCCAAUUUCCAUCCUAUAUGAGAUCAGGAGCUACAGACCAAAAAAAUACCAUUGUGUAAAGAGGGAAAAAAAUCGUUCGUAACAUGUACCAAAAUCAUACUUCAAAUAUAUUCCAUAAAAGGCUAAACGUUAGGUUUUCGACUUAAAUGUUUAGAAUAGCCCUUGGUAUAAUAAAGCCACGUGUCAAAUUUUAAAAAUAAUAUAAAAUACAUAAAACAAAUCCAUUUAAGCAUAAAAAAGUAAUCUACUAAUUUUAAACCUCUCUCC